Messenger RNA from Lethenteron reissneri (Far Eastern brook lamprey), 2749 nucleotides. Its product is annotated as beta-citrylglutamate synthase B-like. Gene Ontology annotation, molecular function: metal ion binding; ATP binding; N-acetyl-L-aspartate-L-glutamate ligase activity. The record is from RefSeq and is a predicted model, not a curated record. Lineage: Eukaryota; Metazoa; Chordata; Hyperoartia; Petromyzontiformes; Petromyzontidae. Gene Ontology annotation, cellular component: cytoplasm.
UUCACAAAGCCUGACGCGAUCGCAAGUUGUGCAGCUCAGAGGCACCCCACCCAUUCACAUACACGCGGUGCAUCGUCCGCAUUUCAUCGGCAAAGGAUCCCGAGACCCGGUCAGCACCAUGGCUGAGAAAACUCUCUGGCUGCUUCUCAACCGUCCGAAGAAGACGGCCAAGCCUGCGGAGGAGGCAAAGAAUGGGGACGACAUCCCCAAGAAGCUGGAAAACCUGGCAACGGAGCGCUCUGCAGCACAGAGCGUGGGCCUGCGUGUCGUCUACAUUGAGGACAUGGUCAUGUCGUUGGAGGGAGGGGUCCUGGGCAUGUACGUGACCAAAGAGAAGGUGAGCGAGUACCCCACAGCGGUGCUCGUACAGGCAGAUGCAGGCCGGGCAGGUGGGGACACGGAGAAGCUUCACACCCUGCUGUGCCACUUGGAGAGGAUGGGCAGCCGCCUCUUCAACCGCAGCCAGGCCCUCUCUGCCUGCCGCAACACAUUCCGCACGUACCAGGAGCUGUCUGGGCACGAGCUGCCACUGCUCGACACCUUCCUAUGCGAGCUGGGCGGAGACCCCCAACAGAGUUUCCGGGCCAUGGCUCAAGAGGGAGAAAAACUGGAAUACCCUAUCAUCCUGCGAGAAAGCAAGGGGCAGGAGGUAUUCUUUGCCCGGGACAAGAAAUUCCUGCACAGUCGCACGUACUUGCUGCGGCGCGAGCAGCCCUACAUGUUCCAGCGCUACGUGAAAGGGGGCGGCAGCAUGGAGGUGCUGGUGUUGGUGGUGGGCAGCAAUGUGGCUGGGGCCCAGCUCAGAUGCUGCAAAGGCCUGGAGGCAGAAGGCACCCCGGGCGAGGAUGACAAAUCAAAGGAUUGGGAGCUGAGCUCUGAAGGCAAGGAGUUGGCUCUGAAAGUGGCCAAGAUCCUGCAAGUGGACAUCUGUGGAGUCGUCUUGCAGUGCGGAGACAAUGGAUCGUUCUUCGUCACAGAAGUGAAUGCCAGCAUGGAACUGGGCGCACUCGGAGACAUCUUCAAAGAGGAUGUGGCGGGGGCUGCCCUAGACCACGUGCUGGCUUACAUUAAAAGCCAAAAGAGUGCUGCCUAAAAACAGCUGCCAUUAACCGCAAAGCAAGGCCCCGCUUAUGAAUAUAUAGCUUAUUCAUGGCAUGUUAAUGUUCCAAAGAUUACAUGUCACAGUAUUGGUUAUUAAGUGACAUACAAGUACUCAAUUAUGCCAUUGUAACAAAAACAAUCCGAGACGAAUUUUAAAUAAUUACACAUGACUAAAUUAUGACCACAAUAUUGCCUGUGUAUUCCAGUACAUACAAUACUUUUAAUAUUCCAUAAAUAAUGGAUUUUCACAUUCGUUAUCAAUUUAAUUGAGAAGCUUUUAGAUAGAUGACUUACAUUUUAAAUUGUCAUGAUUUUAGCUGUUCUCCAGCCAAACCAAAACUAAAUAUCCUGAUACUACAUAAAUUACAUUUGAAACUGUUUGACUGAUCUAGCAUAGCCAUGCAGAUAUCAUGGUUAUGUCUUUUGUUGGAUAACACAUACAUAGUUUAUUAUUCUGCAAAUGUUCUCUGUUGGUUAUACUAAUAGUUGUGUGGAGGGUUUCCACACAACUUUUAGUAUCUACGUGGCUUUACCGAAAGACCCAUAAAAUAUGUAUUCCUGCAGCCACGAAAGCUUUAAGUGAAGAUGUUAAUUAAACAAUUAAAUCUCAUCACAUCAAAUAAUACUGAUUUUGUGUAUAUACUGUAUGUAUAACUUCUUUUGCACAAUGGAGGUGCGGGCGAAGGAUAACAAACACACACACAAACGGUUACAUUUUCAUAUUGAUCUAUUUUGGAAAAGGGUGACACUGGCACUUGUAUGAGUUUGACAUUUGCUAUUGCUUAGUCACGAAAGCCUACGUGUUAAACUGCUUAGAACAUGUAUUCAUAUAUAUCCUGGCUGUUUUAUGUAUAUUGCACCUAUAAUCAUUUGUACGGUUGUGAUGACAGCUCUGCUUAUUUAAAAGAAUGAGCAAUUACUACAUGGGCAUUACGUUCCUCCCAUGAGACAUUUAAGGCACUACAACAAUUGAUCCAUAAGGCAGCGCAAGGAAAUAUUAACUUUAACACAUUUGCUUUGAUAGACCUAAGAGGUGUAGUAUACUGUAAAUGAAAACAAUGGCUGAUUUACAUUUUUGGAAGUUAUAGUUUUAAUAAUAAAUAUGCUAAUAUUAAAAGCAAUGGCGAAUAUGCAUGUAAUCGUUCACUCCCCUCAGAAAUUAAAUGUAAUUCAUCAACUGCAUUUCAGUAUCAACUGAUUUUUGUUUUUGUGCUGAUUUGCAUUGUCUUUGUAGUUUUGUUUCCUCCAUUAUCCUAAACAUGAUUUAUGGUAUUUGCAUUUAAUUUGCAUAAUCAUGAUUCUUACAAACAUGAUUCUAUGUACGCAUUGGGAACUUAAGAAGCAAUUAAUAAUAUAAUCAUUGAAUGGAUUGACCGUUUACGCAUAAUGGGCAGGGACUACAAUAUCACCAAGAAUUGACCACGGUAUAUGCUUUACUAAAAAGGACAUUGUACAAUGUCUAUAGCAGUGGUUCCCAACCUGUGCUCAGUCGAUUACUGGUGGUCCUUAAGGUCAUGCAAACUAGUCUGUGGAACUUGUGUGGAUACGAUUUAUUUUACAAAACACCAUGUUUUACUGAAUGGUAAUCCACAUAUUAUUUAAAAUGAACCCAGUUCCGUGUUACUGCAUGGUGUUUCUGUCGUUAUCU